Molecule: messenger RNA, 1304 nt
Organism: Fomitopsis serialis
Lineage: Eukaryota; Fungi; Basidiomycota; Agaricomycetes; Polyporales; Fomitopsidaceae
Exons: 2
Coding region: 66-1286 (406 amino acids)
Source: RefSeq, a predicted model, not a curated record
GCAUCUUUGAGCAUCCUGCAAGGCCCUUUGUGCACACCUUCCCCAUCCGUGUUAGGGGCUAUUCUAUGGCCAGUUUGCAAUUGCUGAGAUUUCAUGGCCUAGCCUGGAAGUUGGUUCAGCCUCAUGUACAAUUUUUCAGGCUUUUGUCCUACUUCACAUCUGUAUUGGAGCUGUCCCUCACAGAAUGUCACUUUCAGAGAGUUGAGCUAGUUCUGAGGAUGAUUGAUGCAUUGCCCCAUCUUGAGAGACUGAAGAUGACAUGUGUCACAUUUGCAAGUCCACAUAAAGCAGCUAUGCCAUGUGCAAGUUCAUUGUCCAAAAGCCUAAGCCUCAAAAACAUUGCCAUAGUGGGAUGUUAUGGCAAUGGAUCUUCUGUGAGGCCCUUUGACCCUAACCUUUAUCAAGGCAUACUGGGCAUAUAUAUUGCAUAUCCAAACAUUGAGAAGAUAAAGAUUGACUUGACCUAUUUCCUCUCAUAUGUUCAGUUCAUGCAGUUUGUAUCUACCUGCCACUUUGCACAAGAGGUCCAUAUCAUUGGUGAACCCAAUUGGGGUCAUGCGGACACAGUCAACUCAGUUGACAUACUGCCAAUCAUACUGGCCACAGGUAGCACAGCACCUGCACAUGUCAGGAUUGAAGAAAGUUCAUGUGCAUGCAUAUCACAAUUACUGGACUUGGCAAGCCUGUAUUGCCAAUUUCAAAAUGUGUACAUUGAACUCAAAGAGAAUCCAUCUGAAGAGUUCCAGCUACAGCUCUUCAACACAUUGCAGACAUCUGGCCCUCCACAAACCUAUUUGGCAUGGAGCUCACUGGAGCAUGCAAAUUAUCUCUUCCCUGAUGUGGUUGCCAACAUGACAAAGAAAUCCUUGUUUGCUUUGUUUGCAGAGGUCCCACUGAGCCAACAUUGCAUCCAACAAGCCCUGAUGUCAAUUUUGCCCUACACUCCAAGGUCAUGGGUCAAUGAUUUCCAUAUUACAUUCAGCCUACAAACUCCCAUUGGCUCCCUUGAAAGCCUGGAUACACUGGUGGAAGAGCAUGCCUCUGUCAAUGUGCUCCAUGCAAUGCUUUGGCAACAUCCAUUCUGCAUCCAGUCAGUAGAUGUGCACAUUACAUUUGGGUUCACAGAGACAACACCAGCUCUCCAUAAUGAUAGUAUUGUAGCUGCUAUGUCUGCACUUGUCACAUCUUUUGUGAUACUCCUUUUCAGACCAUGGAUAAGGAAGGGCAUCUUGACACUUAGAUUUCCUGAUGGUUCUGAGAUGAUACCAGGAACCUAUUCAAUAUGAUUCUCUUGUAUAACUUUG